Messenger RNA from Heterocephalus glaber (naked mole-rat), 6860 nucleotides. It is a transcript of the gene Ticrr, whose product is annotated as TOPBP1 interacting checkpoint and replication regulator. Gene Ontology annotation, cellular component: nucleus. Gene Ontology annotation, biological process: DNA replication; response to ionizing radiation; mitotic G2 DNA damage checkpoint signaling. Gene Ontology annotation, molecular function: chromatin binding. The record is from RefSeq and is a predicted model, not a curated record. NCBI's taxonomy places the organism in Eukaryota, Metazoa, Chordata, Mammalia, Rodentia, Bathyergidae.
UUCCAUUCCAGAGAAGCCCUAGGGUGUUGCUUAAAACCAGUUUGCUUCAAACUAUCUCAAAAUUCUCUCUCGGCACUAAAUUUUCAAAAUCUUAGUAAAAACAUCCCGGACCCUCCGGCGGUGUACACCCGCGCCUGCGCAGAAGCGCUGAAACACCAGCCUCCAGCUCCGGAGAAACUUCUUGACACGCCCCCAAGCCCACCUCUUUAAAUUUUAAAACGAAGGCGCGGACCAAUGAAUGUUCACUUUUCCCCCCGGAACCCAGCGUCCCGCCCACAGUAACGCUCUCCACCAAUCAAGCAAGGAUUUCCUCCGCCGCCCUACUAAUCAGCGUCAAAAAUGAAAGCGCCACGUUAUUUUCGUAGGAUAAGUAGCCAAUGAGAGCUGACAUUGGGAACUAGCUCCGCCAAUAGCACCAACUCUCGGAGAGCGCGGGAGACUUUUGACCAGGGAAGAAGUCAAUGGCGUUGUUUCCCUGAGGCUAGGGUCUCAGGAACUGGGGCGCGCGCCGCAGCUGCAGCCCCUAGGGGCGGCGCGGCCGACAUGGCCUGCUGUCACAAAGUGAUGCUGCUUCUCGACACGGCGGGUGGUGCCGUUCUCCAGAGCUCGGCCCGGCGGGCCGCCCUGCGCCUCCUCACCUACCUGGGCUGCCGGUUCGGCCUGGCUAGGGUCCACUGGGCCUUCAAGUUCUUUGACUCCCAGGGCGCGCGGGGCCGGCCCUCCCGCACGUCCGACUUCCGCGAGCUGGGGACGCUCUCCUGGGACUACUUCGAGGAGGAGCUGGAGGCCCGGCUUGGGGGUCUCGCGCCCGGAGCCCAUCUGCCCGGGCCGGCCGCCCGGGCCAGCCACAUGCACAGCGCCCUGAUGGAGACGUUGCUAGACUACCAGUGGGACCGGCCCGAGAUCACGUCGCCCACGAAGCCGAUCCUGAGGAGCAGCGGCCGGAGACUCCUGGAUGCCGAGAGCGAGGCCAAGGAGGCCGAGUCCGCGCUCGGGGGCCUGGUGAACGCCGUCUUCCUCCUAGCGCCCUGUCCGCACUCGCAGAGGGAGCUGGUGCAGUUCGUGUCGGGGUGCGAGGCCCAGGCCCAGCGCCUGCCGCCCACCCCCAAGCAGGUGAUGGAGAAGUUGCUGCCCAGGAGAGUCCAGGAGGUCAUGGUCGCCCGAAAAAUCACCUUCUUCUGGGUGGACACCACCGAGUGGUCCAAGCUGUGGGAAUCCCCAGACCAUGUUGGGUACUGGACAAUUUGUGAACUGCUCCACGAAGGAGGAGGCACUGUCUUGCCACCUGAAACUUUUAACUGGGGUGUUAGUAAAGCUGGGAAGAUGAUACUUGGCGGUGAAGGAAAGAUGUCAAGUGACUCUCACCUCUCUCCGUGGAUUUCAACUUUGCCAACUGAUGCCACUUUAAACUGUUUGCUCUAUAAUUCCGCUGUGUAUGAAUCCUCAUUUCCACGGGUGGAGGGAACAUUAUUUCUCCCUGUUAAAGGCAAAGAGAUUCAAGAAACAUGGGCAAUCACCCUAGAGCCCUUGGCCAUGCAUCAGAGACACUUUCAGAACCCAGUCAGAAUUUUUCUAAAAGGCUCAAUGGUCCAGUGGUCUCUCCCGAUGAGUGACACUUUGGGCACCAAUAGCUGGAUGCUACAAAGUCCAGAGGAGAACAGAUUAACUCAAGGGCAAUUAUUUCAGCAGCUGGCUAGCAGUCUGACUGCUGAAGAGUUGCAUCUGGUUGCCAGUGUGGACCUGGGUGAAGGGUGGGCCCCUGUCACUGGAGUCCUUUCCCCGCUCUCUGCCAGUGCUAUGAUUCUCACUGUGCUCCACGCCAAGGAGGCUGAAUUCCAAGGACAUUUUCUCCAUACAGUUGUGGCUGGAAGCCCCCAGGAUACAGCGUGCCUUUUCUCAGAUGUUACGGAUGGUGUGCUGAAUCAGAUUCAUCAUUUAUUUGAAGAUGCUGCUGCUUCUGCUCCCCCUGUUCCAGAGUGGGCUCAGCAGGAGCUCGACCGCACAACUCCCUGGAGCCCAGCUGUCCUGGAGAAGUGGUUUCCUUUCUCUAACAUCAGUGGCGCCAGUUCAAAUUUGAUGGAGUCAUUUUGGUCACUACAGGAUGCCUCAGCUAAUAAGGAACAGUCUUCCAAAACUGAGAGUGAAUUAACACAUUGCCUGUCUGAGUUCUACCAGAGAAAAUCUCGGGAAGAAUCUACUGUAGCUAACCAAGAAGACAGCAAAAAGAAACGAGGCAUCCCUCGCACUCCAGUGAGGCAGAAGAUGAAUACCAUGUGCCGUUCCCUAAAGAUGUUGAAUGUUGCAAGGCUGAAUGUAAAGGCUCAGAAGUUACACCCAGAUGGCAGCCCUGAUGUGGCUGGGGAGAAAGUGAUCCAAAAGACAGUCAGUGGAAGAACAACAGAUAAACUGGAAGACAGAGGAAGAUCAUUAAGAAGCUCUAAACCAAAAGAUUUUAAAACUGAGGAGGAGCUACUGUCCUACAUACAUGAAAAUUACCAAAAGGCUGUGGCCACAGGGGAAGUCACUUUAUAUUCAUGUGCUCAGAACAUGAUCUCAACUAUUAAAGUGUUCCUAAAAUUGAAAGGCGCCAAGGAAGUAGAAGUGAACUGCCUGAAUCACAUAAAAAGUAACCUCUUAAAAGCUAGCAAAAAUCUUCGACAGAAUCUAGGAAAAAAACUGGAUAAGGAAGACAAAGUCAGAGAUUGCCAGCUUCAGGUGUUUCUUCGUCUGGAGAUGUGUCUACAGUGCCCUUCCAUACUAGAAAACCCAGAGGAGAUGGAGCAAGUAGUGGAAGAGGUGACAGCUUUGCUUCGCAUAGUGUGUCUAACUGAGGAUUCAGCAUACCUAGCAAAUUUUCUGGAAGAGAUUUUGAAAUUGUACAUUGACUCCAUCCCAGAGACACUUGGGAAGCUUUACAACAGCCUUGGGUUUGAGAUUCCUCAGAAGCUGGCUGGCAUCCUUCCCACAGACUUUUUUAGUGAUGACUCCAUGACUCAAGAGAGUAAAUCCCCACUUCUUUCCGUGCCUCUUCCAUCAAGUGCUCACAGAUCAGUUUCAGGCAGCACUGAAGCUGACCAGCUGGAGGAGCUCCGGACCAGAUCAGCCAAGAAGAGGAGGAAAAAUGCACUAAUAAGACAUAAAAGCCUUGCAGAAGUUUCACAGAAUCUUCGACAAAUUGAAAUUCCCAAAGUAUCCAAGAGAGCUACAAAAAAUGAGAGCUCUCACCCUGCCCCUCAGCAGCCUGCAGUCCCAGCGAAAGGCACAGCACAAGAAGUGACCAAAGUUCGAAGAAAUCUCUUCAACCAGGAAAUGAUUUCUCCUUCAAAGAGAUCACUAAAGCGGGGCCUGCCUAGAAGUCAUUCUGUGUCUGCCUUGGAAGGUCUGGACCAUAAACGUGACAACUUCAAGAAGGCCAAAAGUACUACAUGUCAGGGUUAUCACAAGCUGCUGACUAAGAGUGUGGCUGAGACUCCAGUCCAUAAGCAAAUCUCGAGGAGGCUCCUUCACAGACAAAUCAAGGGCAGGUCCUCUGAUCCUGGUCCUGACAUCGAUGUUGUUGAUGAGUCCCCUGAAAAAGGAGAUGAAAUAAGUUUGAGGCGAAGUCCUCGAAUCAAGCAAUUACCAUUUAGCCGAAGAAAUUCUGGUUCCUUCUAUUCUGUGUCUCAGCCAGCGUUGAGAAGUAUGCAAAGAGUCCGUUCAUUCCAGCAAAACAAGUCAGACCAAAGAGAAAAUUCUCCGAUCCAAAGUAUUCAGUCUCCCAAGAGGCUUCUUUUUGGGGCAGUGUCUGAGAUGGUCAGCCCCUCAGGGAAGGGUUCGGCCCGAAUUAAAAGACUGUCAAGAAGCAAGCUGAGUUCUGAGAUCCCUCCAGUUUACCAGACUCCUAAGAAGAGUUACCGAAAAUCUCCAAGCUUUCCUAAGACAACGCCAAGAAGGUUCCCACUGCAGACUGCACCAUGCACUCUGGAGAGGCCACUGUGCCCCACUACAGAAGUGACUCCCACAGAGUCUGCCAUGGCUGAGAAGGCCCCACAGAACCCCUCCUCAUCCAGCCACUGCUCACAGUUGGCGUCAAGAGCUACACUUCAGGAAGGACCGUCCCGGGCAGAAGGGGGCUCUCCUCUUGACAUAGAUACCCCAAGAACACCCACCAGGCCAGGUGCUCAGCCACCCGGGUUCUUGCUGAACCAUGCAUGGCCACGUCUGAUGAAUUCCAGUCCAGAAAGCCCCAGCUGUCCGACAUCCCCGAUUCCCUCCAUUCCCCAGCCCCAGAGUGAGUGUGUGACCUCCACGAAGCACUGCCUCAGGACACCCCCGAAGGCAGCAGCCCUCCUGGGCCCACCUCAGGGUCAAAAGUGCCAGCAGCCCCUUCUCCCCAGACUUUCUCAGGCAGAGGUACCAGCACAGACACUAAAGGAUAAAGCUGUCCGGACCUCCAAGAGACCCAGGAACACAACUGUGACUUCUUCCCCACCUGGUGCUCCAGAGAAGUGGGAUGUUCCCAAGAGCCCACUUAGGAGCCCAUCCACAGCACCCCCUGGCCCUGGAGGACUGGAUCAGAAAGAGCACCAGGCGUCACCCAGCAGGGCCACAUCUCCCUCCUGUGCUGGUCCCUCAACUCCCCCCACAGUCCCACAGAGAGUCGCGUCUGUCACUGUCCCCCCUCCACCACCGUCAAAACUUGAGAGACAGUAUAGAAAGACCUCAAACCCUGAACAAGGCUCUCUGGAAUGCCAACCUGGGCCGCCCUCUGUUGUGCUUGGAGUUGCUACUGCUACCAGCCCAGCUGCCACCACAGGUUCUAAAAAGGACCGAAAGGAAGGGAGCCUCUCUCCACAGUCCUCUCCUGAAAGACAGAGGCACCUGGGUGCUGGUGUCAGCAGUGACUGUCAUGGAUCCUCCCCUCUGCUCGUUGCAAGUGACACAGACUACCUAACUCUUCUUGAAGCCAAACACUGGGGUGAUGGGAGCCAUGCAGUGAGAGGUGGCAUCUCACCAGGGGAUGAAGACACAGGGCUAAGGACAGCAGAUCAUGCCUGGGAGCCACCCUCCAUACUUGAUGCCAGAACUUCGCCCCCUGCUUCUUGCUCUGGGCCUGGCUCUCCCAUGACAGUGUCCUACACCCUGUGCUGUCCUCCAGAUGGAUGGCAGCACCAGGCUGUGACACAGCUGGAGAGCCCGAGAGCUCUGGUGAGGCCUCCGCAGGUCCCCAGCAGUCCGCACACCUAUGAGGUGGAGCUGGAGAUGCAGGCCUCUGGCCUGCCCAAGCUUCGGAUUAAGAAGGUAGACUCCAGUGCACUGGCUGAAGCUGAGGGUCUGGGUGAGGAGGGCUCCCUCCCUGGACUCAGCAUGCCCAGGAUCAGCAGAGCCACCAGCAAGCCCGAGGCUACUUACAUGUCACCUCCUUGCCUCCGCCCCUCGCAUAGCACCCCUGGCAAGGGGCAGACCUACAUCUGCCAGUCCUGCACCCCAACCCACUGUCCAUCCAGUACCCCCUCUCCAUUUCAGACAGAUGUUGGGAUUCCCUGGACACCAUCCCCUAAGCACAGUGGGAAGACCACUCCCGACACCAUUAAAGACUGGCCCCGGAGGAAGAGGGCAGUGGACUGUAGCAAUGGGCUCUCCUCGGGGAGAAGCGAGGCGGGCACAGACCCUGAGCCCCAGGCCAAGGAGCAAGGCCUUGAACUCAGCCUCCACAAGACUGCCAUCUUGGAGGACUUUGAGCUUGAGGGGGUGUGUCAGCUCCCAGACCAGUCGCCUCCUGGGGACAGUGUCCCCAAGGCCGAGGAAGCCUUCUCAUGGGGACAGUUUGGGUUGGGUUCCAGAAAGAGACAUUUGUUUGCCAAGGAAGAAGGUGAGUGUGGAGCCAAAAGAGUGUAUGAAGCCCCAAGGGAAGACGCAAACAUGAGGAACCAGGAAAAGGGGUGUCCAAGGUGGACCAUGCCACAGCUGCCCUCCACAGGGGAUGACGAAGUGUUCGCUUCUGGCUGCACCCCGCCUCAUGGCUGUGCUGUAUGGAGCUGCCUCUCAGCCAGUGGGCUGCAGGCUCUCACCCAGUCUCCACUACUGCUCCCCAGGAAGGCAGCGUCCUCGCAGUGCUUGGACCCCACAGAUGAGAAUGUGGAUGUCUUUCCCACCACUGCAGAAGCAUCCCCUCUCAGCCAAGCCUUCUCCCGGAGGCGCCCCUUCAGCAGGACUUACACCCGGAAGAAGCUCAUUAGCUAAUUAGGCCAGCGCCUGCAGGAGGACUGACAGCAACCAGCACUGCUAGGCCUGGGCAGAGGUGCCUGCCAUGAGGGUGGCAGCUGUUCCCCACUGGUACCACCUAGGCUUCCCAGCAGGGGGCUCAGGACAGAGGAAACUGCUGCUAAAGGGGCCCAGGACCCUCCAGAAAGAGAAGCUGAAAUCAGCCAGGUCCCCAUAGACUUAAAGGAAUUAAGAGACCUGAUCCCAAGCCUUUUUUUACCGUGGUCAGCUUGCAGAUUCCCGAGUCUUCUGGUUCCUCUCAGGGACUCCCCCACUGCCCAGCUGCACCUUGUUUGGUAACCCACCCCAGGCCCUGCCCUGCCUGGCUGGGGAGGUCAGGUGGGUAUCAGUGUAGCUGCUGAGACUCAGGUGGCCCAGGAGUCGGGAAACUGGGCAAGGAUCUCUACUAAGACGGGGUCCCGUUCCAGCAACACCCAAACACAAGUCAGGAGGCCACUGCCUCACUUGUGAAAAUGGAGACAGGAGCCCCUCACGGGGUCCCUUGAGAAGCUGCUGUAAGGCUAGGAUGCUUCGACACAAGGAGUAAUUUGUAACUGUGAAGCCUGUGCACAAAACUGCUGUGGCAGGCAAUGGAAUAAAUGUUUGCAUUCCCUGUU